Molecule: messenger RNA, 440 nt
Organism: Darwinula stevensoni
Lineage: Eukaryota; Metazoa; Arthropoda; Ostracoda; Podocopida; Darwinulidae
Source: the annotation of a GenBank genome assembly
AUGGUGUAUUGGGUGGCGCACCCGGGGCAACGGUACGGAGUUGUGUCAUGGGAAAUCUCCGCUGACUUAGAGGAAUGCAGCUCUGCUUGCGCCAGGGAUCAGUCGUCCAAUCCUUGCCACGCCUUCAACUACAGGAUGUUGGAUGGCACUUGCCAGCUGGUGAAUGAGGAGAUGAGCCAGCUUGUCCCUGGGGAGGGAUUCGAGGCAUUUGGGAAAUGAGAAGGCGCAGGGCGCCAAAAGGAGGAAGAGGAGGUGGUGGACAUGGAGGGGGAGGAGGAGGAAGAGGAGGAAGUGGAAGAGGAAGUGGAGGUGGGGGGGAUGGUGGAUCAAGUGGAGGAGGUGGGGGGAAAGGUGGAAGAGGAGGUGGAAGUGGAUCAAAGGGAGGAGCAGGAGGAGCUGCCGAUGCAGCAGGAGAAAGCUUUCUCCUAUGCCUUUCGCUG